Gossypium raimondii (Peruvian cotton) is the source of this 1009-nucleotide messenger RNA. Its product is annotated as ras-related protein Rab11A. The transcript is spliced from 2 exons. The coding region runs from base 177 to 848 and encodes 223 amino acids. Gene Ontology annotation, cellular component: endosome. The record is from RefSeq and is a predicted model, not a curated record. NCBI's taxonomy places the organism in Eukaryota, Viridiplantae, Streptophyta, Magnoliopsida, Malvales, Malvaceae. Gene Ontology annotation, molecular function: GTP binding; GTPase activity.
UAAACAACAAAAAUCCAACUGUUCAUCAGACAUCAAAAUCUUUACUCACUGUAUUGCGAAUUAAUUCUUGGCUAUACAUAUACAUUAUAUAUAUAUAUGAUAUUGGAGGCGGAGAAAGCAAAUGAAAAGUUGAAAACAAGAGAAGAUCAAGUGGAAAAAGAAAGCAGAACAAGAAAAUGGCAAAUGCAGACCCAAGCCAGAAGGUUGACUACGUUUUCAAAGUAGUGUUGAUCGGUGAUUCAGGUGUGGGUAAGUCUCAAAUUCUUGCUCGCUUUGCUAGAAACGACUUCAGCUUAGAUUCCAAGUCUACCAUCGGAGUUGAGUUUCAGACUAGAACCCUCCUCAUUGAGCACAAGAGUGUUAAGGCUCAGAUCUGGGACACUGCUGGUCAAGAACGAUACAGGGCGGUUACGAGUGCAUACUAUAGGGGUGCUGCCGGCGCAAUGCUGGUUUAUGAUGUAACGAAACGCCAGACCUUCAAUCACAUCGCACGCUGGCUAGAAGAGUUGCGCGGUCAUGCUGACAAGAACAUUGUUAUAAUGCUGGUUGGGAACAAAAGUGACCUCGAAAAGCAGCGGGAAGUCUCAACAGAGGAUGCCACCGAAUUUGCUCAAAAGGAAGGACUAUUUUUCUUGGAGACCUCAGCUCUUGCAGCGAAAAAUGUUGAGACCGCAUUCUUAACUGUGCUUACCGAGAUCUUCAACAUCGUGAACAAGAAAAACCUAGUUGCCGGUGAGAAUCAAGGGAACGGCAAUAGCAAUCCCACGUCACUAGCAGGCAAGAAAAUCAUCAUUCCAGGUCCAGCUCAAGAAAUUCCAGCAAAGCGCAACAUGUGUUGUAGAUCAUGAUGCAAUUGGAUUUAUCUCCUAAUGUCAGUUUCUUUCUUUCACAUUUUUAUCUGCUUGUAUAUUUACAUUGCUAUAGCUUUAAGCUUGCAAGGGCAGCUAAUUAAUUGAAUGUUUUUGAGAUUGAGGAAUAAUAUGAAACCAAAAUUUUGAAGCUUCAAUAA